UUUCCCAUAUUGAUACAGUGUUGUUCCCUUUCCAGUAGUGUUGUAGUUAUGAAAUAUGAAAAUACCCGUUACUCUGUUGACGUUUUGAGUGGACGAUACGUACCAAAGGCCUGUGGAACUGAAAGUGUUUUGUCAUCUUCUUUGGCUGCCACUAUUCUGCACCCACAACGAUUCCCUUCAAACUUUAGUAACUGCAGGAAGAGCCAUGGCCUCUAUUCCCAUCCCUGGAAGUGAGAAUGGCAAUAUAGACGAAGAGACCUCCCGCUCCCCUGGCCUGCUGCCCUCUGCCCUGGACACCCUCAAACAGGACGAGACUGAUGGGGUGCCCCUCGACACACCCUGGACCUUUUGGAUUGAUAAGGCUACAAGGGGAGCAACAGCAGCUCAGUAUGAGGCCAACAUGAAGAAAAUAUAUAGUGUCUCGACAGUUCAGAGUUUCUGGUCUGUUUACAAUCACAUACCUGAUGUUUCGGAGCUUUCUCUACGCUAUUCCUACCACUUGAUGAGGGGAAACAGGAGGCCAAUGUGGGAAGAUGAAGGAAAUCAGAAUGGGGGAACGUGGAGAAUUAAAGUAUCAAAAAAAGAUACAUCGCGUUUGUGGAAGGAGUUACUUUUAGCAGCGAUUGGUGAACAGUUUGAAGGACACCUAGCCCCUGGGGAUGAAGUAUGCGGCAUCUCAGUCUCUGUGAGGGAGCGUGAUGACUUGUUACAGAUCUGGAAUUAUGACUGCAGCCUUACUAAUCAAGCAACAGUAAUGAAGAAAGUUCAUAGUCUAGUCCCAGAUGUUUUCUUUAAUGCAGAGUUCUAUAAACCUCAUCAGACUCAUCAUGCAUAUGAGGGUGAGAAAUCACAACUAAGCAACAUGAUGAUGAUAAACUCAUGAACAUGGUAUGUUGUAGGUUUGUAUAUGCUCACACAAACUUUUUAUAAGUCACAGCUCAUGGGUUUAUGCUCAUUCCUAUGCCUGAUAUCUUCCUCGUUAAAUAUGUAUUAUAGCAUUAGAUAUUUAUCUGUUGUAUGCUAUAGAUCUUUAUUAAGGAUAGAAAAAGAUUAUAUUGGUUUUUAGUUCUUUGAUAACAACACAAAUUAAAUUUGAAAGUGACUUGAUAUUAGUGUACUGUUUCUGAUACUUAAGACCGUUUUGAGUUGUAGGAAGUUCUGAAUGAGUUUUUGUUUUUGCAUUGAUUGUAGAUUUUAGGUCACAUUUUCCUUUACUUGUGUGUAACACAGAAUAGAGGAGGUUCUGUUUAAUUCUGUGUGAAGAUGUUAUUGCAUUCUUUUAGGGUAAGAGUUAUUGUUUACCUGAAAAAAAAAAAAAUGACAUUUAGUCCACUAUUGAUACUUAAAAUUGAACCGUAAGCAAAAUCAA
This is a messenger RNA of Scylla paramamosain (green mud crab), 1369 nucleotides long. Its product is annotated as eukaryotic translation initiation factor 4E type 3-like. Gene Ontology annotation, molecular function: RNA 7-methylguanosine cap binding; translation initiation factor activity. Gene Ontology annotation, biological process: translational initiation. The transcript has 4 exons. Bases 206 to 883 code for a protein of 225 amino acids. Gene Ontology annotation, cellular component: eukaryotic translation initiation factor 4F complex. Lineage: Eukaryota; Metazoa; Arthropoda; Malacostraca; Decapoda; Portunidae. The record is from RefSeq and is a predicted model, not a curated record.